Messenger RNA from Achroia grisella, 1535 nucleotides. RefSeq lists its product as uncharacterized. The transcript has 7 exons. Gene Ontology annotation, molecular function: mRNA binding; zinc ion binding. Bases 1 to 945 code for a protein of 314 amino acids. NCBI's taxonomy places the organism in Eukaryota, Metazoa, Arthropoda, Insecta, Lepidoptera, Pyralidae. Gene Ontology annotation, cellular component: perinuclear region of cytoplasm. Gene Ontology annotation, biological process: oogenesis; negative regulation of translation. The record is from RefSeq and is a predicted model, not a curated record.
AUGGAAGAUUCUAAACCAAUAUUUACUACUGCUACUGACACUAAAGCAACAGCAACAAACGAAAGUUACACGCCUGCCGAUAAUAGAAAUAUGUCCAACGGUCAUGAUAGCGUUUUUUCACCUUUGGCUUCAUCGUUCCAAUCUCGUGGAGGAAACGAACUAAUGAAUAUCCUGUCGCAGCAAGAACCUCGUGCUGCUGAUAUAGCACCAUCAUCAGCUGACAUGGAAAUGAUGAUGAAUUACCGAAUGAACAACGAUUUGUUAUUCGAUGAGACUGAUCAGAAUACCGGUUUCUAUAUGGGUACCAGCAGAGCAGAGUCUGUAGGAUCUAUGCACGCCAAUACGUGGAUGGAAAAUUCUUCAAUAGCUGCUUCUAGAAAUGGUGAAAUGACAGACACUUUCGAUUUUCUUGUCAAAAGUCUUUCAUCGGCCAACAACUUUGUAUCGAUGUUGUCUCGUGAACAACUCAUGGUGCUACGCUCAAUACGGCCAGGUGUCCUCUACGAGUUCUUACAAGAAGUGGCCAAAGUGCGCGGUGAUAAACGUAUACGGCGUGCAUUGCCUAAUGAAUGCGCAUUUUGCAAAAAUAAUGGUGAAAAUGAAGAAUGCUAUUCGUCGCAUGCACUGAAAGAUUGGCGCGGACGCGUAUUGUGCCCCGUGUUACGUGCAUUCCGGUGCCCGCGCUGUGGUGCCACCGGCGAUCGCGCGCACACCAUCAAGUACUGUCCCGAAAAUAUGGAUACAGUUUCCGAGCGUUCUAUGGGAAGUCUUUCAUCAAGAAGGCGCGUACCGCCGUCUCUGCUGCUGGGCUCCCAGGGUGUUGGUCAAAUGACAACACAGCCGCUGUCCGGUCCGACCACGCCUGCGCCGCCCGCGCCAUCGCCGUCUACGACCGCAGCUCAGCUUCCACAUUCGAGCCUCUGGUCAUCCUUCGGAAUAAACUAAAUCAUCGAUUUCAUUACCGACUAACGUGAGAGAAUACCGAUUUGAGAAAAACGAAGUAACUCAAUUGUAAUUAUUGUAAAAUGAGAUAUAAAAGAUUUGUGUCGGUACAGGUCUUAUUAUACACUAGUAUUUUCUCACUGAAUACACACCGAUCAUAAUGACUAUCGACUUGUAUCUGUUUCCUGGAAAUUAAUUACCCCCCCAUACGUUAUUUUUAACAAAUAACUAUUACACAGUUACUUUUAUGUAAGUAAUACAUACAUUGUUUAUAAUAUAUUUGCAUAGUGCAAAUGAUUAGAUUAGUCCAUGGAUAGUUACACUAAAUAAUUAAGUAUUAAAGCUGAAGCAUUUCUAAUUCUAUUGUUACAUUCGGUUCGUUUUACUAUUUUUCAAAUAGAAAGAUGAAUGUGUUAGUAACAUCUCAAGUAAGAAAAUGUUCAAAUAAAAAGUAUGCGGGUCAUACUGUAUUUGAAAUAAUCUGAUCUGAAUGAGAACAGUUUCAGCUUCUUUUUUUUCUUAAUCUAUUAUUAAUUUUUCAUUGGGUUUUAAUUCAAAGCAAUAUCAAAAUUAUUAAUUUUCACAAUUAUGUA